Schizosaccharomyces osmophilus is the source of this 3696-nucleotide messenger RNA. RefSeq names its product ATPase histone chaperone (gene abo2). The transcript has 2 exons. Lineage: Eukaryota; Fungi; Ascomycota; Schizosaccharomycetes; Schizosaccharomycetales; Schizosaccharomycetaceae. The record is from RefSeq and is a predicted model, not a curated record. Gene Ontology annotation, cellular component: nucleus. Gene Ontology annotation, biological process: positive regulation of transcription by RNA polymerase II. Gene Ontology annotation, molecular function: histone binding; ATP hydrolysis activity; ATP binding. Bases 1 to 3696 code for a protein of 1231 amino acids.
AUGCGCAGAAAUAUCCGUGCGAUACACACUGGUUUUGAUGAUGAUGAAGACGACGAAGAUGAUGAUUACUAUUCCAAAACUCAUCAGUCCCACACAAAUCGACAUGCUUAUUAUGCUCGUCCUGAAGUUCCUGACCAAUUCAAUUCUUCUGAACAAGAUGAUUCUUCUGACUCCAGUUUUUCAUCUUUAAGGAACUUAUCCCAAGUCGGGCAAAGGUCUCCCUUCCCAACAAAACAAAGCCAUCCAAAGUCAACUUUCUCCGUCGCCAUUCAUCCUUCUUCCCAAGCAGCUAAAUUUCACAAGCACCAACAUCCUAAAACCAUUAAGACUCCUCUAAAGUCGGUUUCCAUUGCCCCUUUACAAGCCCAUUCUGAAACAACAAAACCUAUCUCUCCACCAUACGAGGAUGAUUUACUAGAUGACCACUUGCCCUUUCAACGAGUCAAAGAGGAUGCCGAGGAGGAUGACCAAGAUGAGCUCGAUAUCAUUUCCCCUUCCAAGCUGGAGAAAGCUUCUCAUACUCUUUCUCCUCCAAAGUCUGCUAACGAUGAGGACGAUAUCAGCUUACAUGAUUCCAUUAGCAGUCCCCAUUCUGAAGAUGACCAAGACGAGCUUAUUAAAGCAGGGCAAUCUGAGUUCUUAAAAUCCGAUUCUUCUAACGAUUUUAUAGUGUCUUCGCCUCCUAUAAAACGAGGUAGAGGAAGACCUCCUAAAAAAAGGCGUGUCAGUCAGCCUUUACGUAGAAGCUCUCGUGUCCAGACCCGCGGCAGCGUUGGAUCUUCAACUAAGUCCCCUUUAAGCAUUCGCAAUAAACUUCGAAACCGAUCCGCUCGUCCAAAUCACGACUUGGUAGACUUUUCGGAAGAAACAAUUUUCACUCCACCUACCAAAGCCUCGUACCCUCCUUCUCAUGUAACUUCUCUCAAUGCUUUUGCUAGUCUUCCUUUGGGUAUCGGUAAUGAUGAAAAUAUUAAUGAUUCCACGCAUUCAGACUCGGAGUUUUCUUUCGAUGCUAAUGCUACACCAAAGAAAAACGGUAGUCCGAUGACUCCUUCACGUAACGAUGAGAAUGCUGCCUCUUCAAUAUCUCAUCCGUUUGGCCAAGUCGAUCGUAGUACUAUAAAAAAAGAUGAUCCUUUUGCAACUGAAGAAGCAUUAAGCUUUGAUAAUAUUGGUGGCCUUGAGGAUGUAAUUCUUCAACUUAAGGAAAUGGUUUUACUUCCACUUUUGUAUCCAGAGGUUUUUCUGCACUUUCAUAUGACUCCACCAAGAGGUGUUUUAUUUCAUGGUCCCCCUGGAACAGGAAAAACUUUAAUGGCCAGAGCAUUAGCAGCAAAUUGCUCUGUCGGAAACCAGAAAGUCAGUUUCUUCCUUAGGAAAGGUUCUGAUUGUUUAAGCAAAUGGGUCGGCGAGGCUGAACGUCAAUUGCGAUUGUUAUUUGAAGAAGCGAAGAAAGCGCAGCCUAGUAUCAUCUUUUUUGACGAAAUCGAUGGUCUAGCUCCAAUGCGUACCGCUCGCCAGGAUCAAACUCAUAGCUCUAUCGUAUCUACUUUGCUUGCUUUAAUGGAUGGCUUGGAUAGUCGCGGCCAAGUUGUAGUCAUUGGGGCCACCAACAGACCUAACGAUAUUGAUUCAGCUUUAAGAAGACCAGGGAGGUUUGAUCGAGAAUUCUAUUUUUCUUUGCCAAACCAUGAAGCACGCAUGAAAAUACUGAAAGUCCAUACAAAGCAUUGUUCCCCUUAUCUAUCUGAUACAUAUUUGUCAGACCUAGCGACAGCCACCUCUGGUUACGGCGGUGCUGACUUGAAAGCUUUGUGUACUGAGGCAGCGUUGCAUGCUGUACGCAGGUGUUACCCUCAAAUAUAUCACUCCUCCGAAAAAUACGUAAUAUCGCCAAACAAAAUUCAGGUUGACCCUCUUGAUUUCGAACGUGCUUUGGAAAAGCUGAAUGUUUCUACACAAAGAGUCAGCGUAAUUCCAAAAUCUUCUAUUUCUGAUUCUCAUAAACUGCUUUUUAAAGAAACGCUUGAUCUACUUUCGAUGAAAAUAUCGCAUUUACUCAGAUUAGACUCUCUUCCUUCGAACUCAUCGUCUUUUCAAAAUAUAUCGUUGUCGGAAAUCAAAAAACAAAAAGAGAUUUAUUCUUUAAAGAAAACUAUGGUUUAUCGUCCUCGUUUAAUAAUUACCGGUCAUCAAGAUCACGGUCAGUCGUAUUUGAGUACUGACCUAUUUGGAUCUUUAGACGGGAUAUAUGUGCAAUCUCUUGAUAUUUCGAAAUUGUUGGUGGAUUCAGAAGUUUCUCUUAAUUCUGCUCUUAUUAAUAUUUUUGCUUCUGCAAGACAUCAAUCUCCCAGCAUUAUCUUUGUUAACAAUAUUGAGCAAUGGCCAGUUCUAUUUCCACAAAACUUUUUGGACGUUUUCACUUUGCUGUUAAACUCUUUGAUUCCUAUGGAGCCCGUAUUGUUGGUAGGCGUAGCCAAUACCACGUAUAAUGAUUUGCCCGAAGUCGUUCGUUCUUGGUUCCCUCGUAAUUCAUCUGAGCACUUUGAGCUAUUACUGCCAUCAUAUGCUUCCAGAAAAUCUUUCUUUUUGAACAUUUUAAACAAAAUUUUGGCGUUGCCGUUAACGCAUACUAAGUAUACUGGCCCCUCUCAUUGGGAACAGCUACCAAGAGCUCCCGUUUCUCACGAUGUCUUUAAUAUUACUAAGAAUCGUGAAAAACAGGAACGGGUGAAUAAUAGAAGAUUAAAAAACAAACUGAAAAUCAAGUUAUUAUCCAUUAUGGAUUUGCUUCGCUCUCGUUACAAGAAAUUUAAGAAGCCGAUUGUGGAUUUGGACGAAAUUUACCCAGGAGAUGAUGAGACUAGGCCGUCUUUUGAAGUUUCACCUGAAGAAUUUCCGUAUUAUAUAGAAGGCAAUCGUGUUGUACGACGUGAAGACGGUGUCUUCUUCAACAUGAUGAAUUUAGAAGAGGUCGAUCGUCGUAUAUGGUCUGGUUUUUAUUGUACACCUCAGCGAUUCCUUCGUGAUUUGAAAUUAAUUAUGGACGAUGUGAGUCACUUUGGUGAUCUAACAUUGAAAUCAAAGGCCAAGGAGUUGUAUUUAAGCGCAGAACUUAAUUUGGAAGAGAUGAUUGAUCAAGUUUUUAUAUAUGAAUGCCAGGAAAUGGAAGAACGAGAGACUAGACGGAGAAAGGAAAAAUCUUCCAAAGAAGGCCAUGAUGAAAACAAAGACAUGAAUCGAAGACUAAUGAAUGACAAUGCUAAUGCAAAUGACACAACACCCGAAGACAAUAUACGAUAUUCUAGGGACCUAGAAAUCCCCAGCUCUUCUCCUGAAGAUGAAGACGGAAGUGAAGAGAAAGAAUUAAUAAAGCUACAAUUUGAGAAGGAAAAUAUUCCAGUCGCACGAAACUUCUGCGGGCAAGGCUUUCAAAACAACAAGAGCCCCUUAAACCUUUUGAGUAAACCAGUCGAGUCUUCUGGUUGCAGAAAAGAAUCUGAAAUCGUGAAGCGAUUAGCAGAAGAAUUCGCUGAGAGUACUUCCAAUUUAAAGAUGGAAUGGUUGGACCUAAUUUAUUCUAGAUUGUCCAAUGUUAUUUGGGACAAUCAUGAAGGCAUGAACCGAAUACGUAUUUUAACGUUAGUUAAGCAGACGUUUUCCUGUAUAUUAAAAGAGAUCCGUUCGUCAUAUUAA